AUGACUUCAAUAUUUCAUUCAAAUCUUUCAAAGGAUCUUUCUUUAAUUUUAAAUGAUGCAGAUGAUUUUAAUGUUAUAAUUAGAGUUGGUGAAGAUCAAAAUGUAAAAGAAUUUUAUGCACAUUCAGUUAUUUUAAGAGCACGUUCUCCAUAUUUCAAAAGUGAACUAGAUUUGACCGAGCAAUUAGGAGAAGAUGUUCUUGAAUUAUUAGUUGCAUCAGAUGAAUUAAUGCUUGAAGAAUUAUUAGAACAUGUACAAUAUUACUUGAUUGAAAGAAAAGCUAACUGGGUUCAACAAAAUUUGGUCCUAGUUCUUCAUACGGUGUUCAACGUUGAUGGUUUCAAGAAGUUACAAGAUUAUUGUCUUGAAUUCAUCUGUUUAGACUCGCAAUUACUUGUUACUUUGAAAGAAUUUCAAUCAUUAGAUAGAGACAUUCUCUAUAGCUUGCUUGCGCGAGAUGACUUACAGAUUGACGAAGUCGUCAUAUGGGAAUGUUUAAUAAGAUGGGGCAUUGAACAAACUCCUGGAUUGGGAAGUGAGAACGGUGAUAUAACGAAAUGGAACGACGAGAAUUUUGAAGCUUUUAAAAAAACGUUGAGUCAAUUUAUUCCUCUCAUUCGAUUUGUGAGAAUGUCAUCCACUGAUUUUUUUGACAAAAUUACUCCUUAUAAGGAUAUUGUUCCCAAACAUAUAUAUGAAGAAAUGAUGGAUUUUUAUGAUGCGGGUACCUUUCCAAAAGCGACAAAUUUACUGCCGCGAGCCGGAAUCAUUCAAAUCGAAUCGAAUAUUAUGAAAUACAAACAAGCUCUUAUAAUUGCCAAUUGGAUCGAAAAGAAAGACGCAAAAGUUACUCGUAGUAAGAAUGAUUCAUUGUACGAAUUUAAACUUUUGUUUCGCGGUAGACGCGAUGGAUUUGACAAUAUCUCAUUUAGAAGUAGGUGUAAUGGACAAGGAAGAUGUUUAGUUUUAAUUAAAGUUGAUUCUUCACCAAAAAUACUUGGUGCAUUUAAUCCAUUAGGAUUUAAGGAUAAUGAUAUAGGCCAAUGGUAUAACACACAACAUAGUUUUUACUUUUCUUUUGAUAAUGAAUUAGAUACACAAAAUAUGAGAAUUAGUCGUGUUAAAACUAGUUGCGCAUUUCAUGAAUUUCGCAGUCAUGGAUUAAAUUUUGGAAAUAGUUUUAUGGUAGAGGAUCAAAUUUUAAAAAUCCAUAAAACGAAUCAUUAUGAGACUGACUUAAAUUCAACUGGCAGUUAUCAAAUUAGAGAAAUGGAAGUCCUUAGUGUAAUUAUACGAUAA
This is a messenger RNA of Funneliformis geosporum, 1299 nucleotides long. The record is from the annotation of a GenBank genome assembly. NCBI's taxonomy places the organism in Eukaryota, Fungi, Glomeromycota, Glomeromycetes, Glomerales, Glomeraceae.